AGUUAGAUUUCGUCUUCAAAUUGUCUGACUUUUAUUUUGAAUAGGCUGGAUGCUUUGGCGGUAGUUUUUCGUACAGUAAUACAAUAACAUUUUCCGGUAGUGAUUCAUUCUCUUACUUCUCGCAGCCACCUCACAGCUACAGCCUUCCACCAUGACCAGUUCCCCGUGCAUGCUUCUUAAAGCCUUGGAUGAAUUAGUGGAUGAUGAUUUGAGAAGAUUUGUGUAUCUUCUUAGUAACCCACCAGAGGGAUUCCAAUGUAUUCCAAAGGGAAAGGUGCACCAAAAACCAAAAGAAAAAGUGGUUGACGAAAUGAUCGAAAUAUAUGGGGAACAGCGUGCUCUUCAAGCCACUAUAGCCAUUUUGAAAAAAAUGUAUAAAAAUAAUCUAGCUAGUAAAUUAACAGAAGAAAUGAAACGGGAAAAGCCUGAUCCCAAUGCUGUGCCUUUAAAGAAGCAGAAACUGGCCAAUGCACCAAGCCAGACGUGUAAACCAGCCAAAGUACAAAAUGCAUCAGACAAAGGGCAAGAUCGUCACAGUGUCAUAACAAGACAUAAAGACUGGCUAAAGGAUCAAAAUCGUUUCAUAGUCGAAGAGACUGCUAAAGAUAAGCACAGGAUUCCACUUAAUGACAUUUACACAGAUCUCAUUAUUACAAAAGGAGAGUGUGAAACUCGUAAUAAUGAGCAUGAAGUUUUGAUGACUGAGAAUUCACAAUUUUCAGACAAGACCAGAAUCAACUGCAGUGACCUCUUCGGUCGGAAUGAAAAAGAAAUCAAAACUGUUCUUACGAAGGGUGUUGCCGGCAUUGGAAAAACAGUGUCUGUGCAGAAAUUCAUCCUUGACUGGGCCGAGAAUAAAUCUAAUCAAGAUGUUAUGUUUCUGUUUCUACUUCCAUUUCGUCGGCUGAACCUGAUUAAAGAUGAAUAUCGUAGUCUUCAUCAACUUUUGGUUUACAUGCAUCCCAAACUUGAAGGCUGUCACUCAAGCAUGUAUGUCGACGAGAAAAUGUUAUUCAUAUUUGAUGGCCUUGAGGAGAGUAGAAUUCAAAUGAAUUUUAGACAAACAUCAAGCAUUAAUUGUGUUAACACCAAAGCCACAGUGGAAGCCUUAAUUAUAAACCUCAUCAGCGGAGAGCUACUCCCUUCUGCUCUUAUAUGGAUAACUUCUCGACCAGCAGCAGCCAAUCAGAUACCCUCUCGUUACAUUAACCUUGUGACAGAAAUUCAGGGAUUCAAUGACUCCCAAAAGGAGCAGUACUUUAGAAAAAGGGUGACUGAUGAGGACAAAGCCAGCAGAAUCAUCUCGCACCUUAGGAAAGCAAGGACUCUUCACAUUAUGUGCCACAUUCCAGUCUUUUGUUGGAUUUCAGUUACUGCUCUUCAGCCUUGGCUUUCCCAUGAGUGCAAAGGAGAAAUCCCCACAACACUGACUGAAAUGUACUCUCACUUUUUACUCGUUCAGAUAAUCACGAAGAACAAAAAGUUUGAUGAAAGACAUGAAACAGACUCAAAGUCAUUGCUGGAGUCCAAUGAAAACAUGAUUCUGAAACUAGCCAAGUUGGCUUUCAAACAACUGUUAAAUGGCAAUGUCCUCUUUUAUGCAACAGACCUGGAUGAGUGUGGAAUCGAUGUCCAAGAAUCAUUCUUAUACUCUGGGAUUUGCACAGAAAUCUUUAAAAUGGAAUCAGAGUUUUACUGUACAAAAGUCUAUUGCUUUGUGCAUUUGAGCUUCCAAGAAUUUUUUGCCGCUCUCUAUGUGUUCUAUUGUUAUCUGCGCAAGGACAUGGGGGAAGUGAAGAUGUUUCUGCCAAAGACCAAGGCUGUGACUUCAGAAAUACCACUGGAUGUGCUAAUGAAACAUGCAGUGGCAGAAGCCUUGAAGAGCAAGAAUGGACAUCUUGAUAUGUUCCUCCGUUUUCUUCACGGCAUGUCACUGGAAUCCAACCAGAGACUCCUGAAAGGUCUACUGCCCUUUACCAAGAGCAGCUCUGAGAGCAUCGAGAAAAUAAAACAAAACCUGAAAUGCGGACAAAAAAGAAACAUCAACCCUGAGCGCUGGCUGAAUCUCUCACACUGCUUAAUAGAAAUGAAGGAUAACACUCUUCAGCAAGAAAUUCAGACUUACCUCGAGUCUAAAAAAAAGUCCAAAAAGCUCACUCUUGCACAGUGUUCGGCAAUGGCUAACAUGUUUCAGGUUUCAGAGAAGGUGAUGGAUGAGUUGGAUCUGAAAAAAUACAACACAACAGAAGAGGGGCGUAGAAGACUAAUCCCAGCUCUAAGGAACUGCAAAAAGGCUAUCCUGGCAGACUGUAACCUUACAGAGAAUUCCUGUGAAAACAUUGCAUCAACUUUACAGACAGCAAAUUCACCAUUGAGAGAGCUGGACCUGAGUAACAAUGACCUACAGGAUGCAGGGUUGAAACUGCUCUAUGAAGGGCUGAAGUGUUCUGAUUGUAACCUAGAGAUACUAAGUGUCUCCAACUGUAAGCUGACCACACUGUCAUGUGAAGAUACUGCUUCAGCUCUAUGUUCAAUAAAUUCAUCCCUGAGAAAACUGGACCUGAGCUUCAAUGACUUGCAGAAGGGAGUAAAUCAACUCUUUAGAGGACUACAGAGCCCAAACUGUAAACUGGACACAUUAAGGAUCUCAGAUUGUAAGCUUACUGUAGAAUGUUGUAAAUACAUUGCCAAAGCUUUAGCAAAGUCACCUUUGAGAGAACUGGAUCUGAGUUGCAAUGACCUGCAAGAUACAGGAAUGAAGAUGCUCUCUGGUGGCCUGAGGAGUUCACAUUGUAAUCUGAAAAUACUUAAACUCUCGGACUGUAAACUCACUCAGCAGUCUUGUACAGAUAUCGCCAAAGUUCUGCAAAAACCAAACUCGUACCUGAGAGAGCUGGAUCUAAGUGAUAACGACCUGCUGGAUUCUGGUGUGAAAGGGCUGUCUGAUGGAUUAAGGAGUUCAGAAUGUGUUCUGGAAAUACUGAGAUUGUCUGGCUGUUGUCUCACAGCAAUGAGCUGCUCUUCACUCAUUUUAGCUCUGGAUUCAAACCCCACAUACCUCACUGAGCUGGAUUUAAGCUACAAUCAUCUAGGACCUUCAGAAUGGGAACAACGUUUAGUAAAGAAGAGGAGUUCAAUCUGUAAACUGGAGACCAUUAAAAUGGACCAAAGUGGAGAGUUGAGAAUAGCACCAGGCCUCAUGAAAUAUGCCUGCAGGCUGACGCUGGAUCCCAACACAGCAAACACACGCCUCUCACUGACCGCUUCUGACACCAGCAUGUCGCUUAUGCCAGAAGGUUCAUGUCCACGUCAAUGUCAAGACUACAGACAGAGAUUUCAGUACGCGACGCAGGUGUUAUGUAGAGAGAGUCUGUCUGGACGUUGUUACUGGGAGGCUGAGUGGCAUCGGGGGGCCUCCAUCGCUGUGGCGUACAAAUCUAUCAGCAAGAAGGGACGCAGAAAUGACUGCCUGUUCGGACGUUCAAAAAAGUCCUGGAGCCUGGAGCUGUCCAUGGAUGAUAAAGAUUGUUCGGUAGUGCACAAUAACAAGGUCAUGGUCAGGCCACAUCCCCAGGGUAACAGAGUAGGAGUGUAUGUGGACUACCCAAUUGGAUUUCUGUCCUUUUACACCAUCUCCUCACACACACACACUCGGACGCACAUACACACUUUCCGCACAACGUUUACUGAACCACUUUUUGCAGGAUUUGGACUCAAGGAUGCUGGUGCCUCUAUCUCUCUCAUCCAUUCUUCAAACUAAAAAAACAAAAAGUGGCAUUUAAUACUUUUGAUAUGAACGGAGGUUAAUGUAACAGGAAUUUAUUUUUAUUUCUAUUUAAGGAUGGCUUGUAAAAUAUUAUAAUUAAAAUACAAUAAUCUCACAAUGUGUGUAAUUUAUAUCUGUGUUGUAAAACAGUGCUGCCUCCUGGUGAAGAGUUAUUAAGCACCAGUCUCUUGAUGUGAUAACCCAAGCUGUCGUUAUGGCACCAUGUUCCAGAUUUUAUUCAAAUGCUAAUUAGAAAAUGCUCAGUUAAAGAUGCAUUGCAGGAAUGUUACCAAAAAUGAUCUGAUAAGUAUCUGAAAGUGUUAGUUAUAUUCUUUAUGAUAGAUGUAGUGCUAGAUCAGGCUUCUCAAUUAGAUAAACCAUUGUUACAUCACAUAUACCACAACAGAACACAUUCGCUAAAGUGUUGCCUUUUAUACUCUGAAUAUAUUUUGAGGAAGUUCUGCAUUUUGAUGUUUCAUAUUUUCAUGGACUUGCAUCACAGCUAUAUUCCUUGUUCUUACCCAUUGUUAUGGAUGACUAAGGGAGUUUGGCCUAUGUGUUACCUCAUAUUUAUACCCCUGUGAAACAGGAAGUCAUGAAGAAUUUCCUGUUCCUAGUCACCCAGGUGUACUAAAAAUUUGUUUUUAAAUAUAAAUGGGAGUACAUUCAAAUAUAUUUUCUCAUAUGAAUUCAUACAGUAGGGGUGCCAAUAAUUGUUGUGCACCUAUAUUUAACAAAGUAAAGUUUUUUGAUAAACCUGUGUUGUGUUUGCAAUUGUUUGAUAUACAUGAGAGCAGGGUAUUUUUGUGAAUUUUUUUUAAACAAGUGACAAUUUUUCACAGCCUUCUUUGCUCAUAUUCACCAAGGGUGCCAAUAUUAGUGGAGGGCACUGUAUCCAUUCACACACUCAUUUGCACCCAGGGGCAGUUUAUCUUAGCUAUUCCAUCUACUUCAUGAUUUUCACAAGUAUGAAAUUGUGAACCGUUUAUUUCAGCAUUAAAGUUUUAAUUUGAAUGCAUUUAAAAAAAGUAUUUGAUUGCUCGAGCAUCUUUUCAGAGAUUUUAAUUGAAACCCAUUUAAACUGUUUAAGUAGAUUGAAUGUGUUACCUACUUCACUUUGAUUUGUAUUGGAUCAUCUUUCUCACAUUUAGUGAUCAUUACAGGUGACUUCAGACAUUUUUCUGUCAUACGUGUACCUUUCAUGAAAAGAUCAUCUUUUUUUAUUUCUAGGAAGAAAAUGUCAUAUCUACCAUGGUUAUGUGUCUAAAGAUGGUAAAAUGAAAUUAAACGGACUUGAGGUAAUAAAAAUGGUCAUGCCAUGACUUUCUUGAA
Messenger RNA from Ictalurus furcatus (blue catfish), 5098 nucleotides. RefSeq names its product NACHT, LRR and PYD domains-containing protein 3-like. Gene Ontology annotation, molecular function: protein binding. The coding region runs from base 152 to 3760 and encodes 1202 amino acids. The record is from RefSeq and is a predicted model, not a curated record. NCBI's taxonomy places the organism in Eukaryota, Metazoa, Chordata, Actinopteri, Siluriformes, Ictaluridae. The transcript is spliced from 10 exons.